Dalotia coriaria is the source of this 2221-nucleotide messenger RNA. It is a transcript of the gene Klp64D, whose product is annotated as kinesin-like protein 64D. The record is from RefSeq and is a predicted model, not a curated record. Gene Ontology annotation, biological process: spindle elongation; mitotic spindle organization; microtubule-based movement. NCBI's taxonomy places the organism in Eukaryota, Metazoa, Arthropoda, Insecta, Coleoptera, Staphylinidae. Gene Ontology annotation, cellular component: microtubule associated complex. The transcript is spliced from 6 exons. Gene Ontology annotation, molecular function: microtubule binding; ATP binding; microtubule motor activity. Bases 194 to 2095 code for a protein of 633 amino acids.
AACCUCGCAGCUGUCAUCUGUCAUUUUUAAAAUCAAUAAACUUUUGUUCGCGUAUUUGUUGUGAUCGUUGCGAUUUUGUUUUCGAGCGAUGUGAGCGUAACAUGGCAUUGAAACAGUGAAUAAUCUAAAUAUACUUUACCAAAACGUUCCUUACAAGUUUCUAGUCAAAGAAAUAGUCAUAAUAGUGGAGAUCAUGUCGAAUACGAAGAAGCCACAGGCCGAGGAGGUCGAAAAUGUGCGUGUGAUUAUACGCAUACGGCCGAUGAGCAAGAAGGAUCAUGCGGAAGGAAAUCUGGACAUCAUUGAGCUGGAUGAUGAGGAGAGUGUGCUUACACUUACUAAACCUACUGGAGGACAUGAAAAGACUAAAACGUUUAAGUUUGAUCAUGUUUUUGGCACGGAUUGCACACAAAUGGAAAUUUACCGCCAUAUUGCAUACCCAAUCGUCGAAAAAACCCUCCAAGGCUACAACGGCACCAUCUUCGCCUACGGUCAAACCGGAACCGGCAAAACCUUCACAAUGGCGGGCGAUAACAAAGUCCCCGAGCUGAAAGGUAUCAUCCCCAAUGCAUUCUCCCACAUCUUCUCACACAUUGCACGCGCUAGCGAAGAGAAAGCCUUCGCUGUCACAGUGACAUAUUUAGAGAUCUACAACGAAGAUGUCCGUGAUUUACUGUCAAACACACCGAAUACCAAACUGGAAGUACGCGAGAGAAAAGAUGUCGGCGUGUACGUGAAAGAUCUGAUGGGUUUCACCGUUGAUUCGAUCGAAUCGAUUACGGAGCUGAUGACCCGCGGCAAUAACAAUCGCAUGACACGUUCGACGUUGAUGAACGACGUCAGUUCGCGUUCGCAUGCCAUUUUUACCAUCACUAUUGAAUCGAAAGAUCGUUUGGAUAAUAAGACACGCAUUGGCAAGUUGAAUCUUGUUGAUUUAGCUGGUUCUGAACGUGUGAGCAGAACACAUGCCACUGGAGAUCGCCUCAAAGAAGCCUCCAAUAUAAAUCAGUCACUUUCUGUGCUUGGAAAUGUGAUUUCCGCGUUGGUAGACUGUAAAAGUACGCAUAUUCCGUAUAGAAAUUCGAAAUUGACGCGUUUAUUGCAAGAUUCGCUGGGUGGUAACUCGAAGACGGCUAUGAUAGCGAUGGUGAGUCCAUCAGACGCUGAUUAUGAAGAGAGUAUUUGUACUUUGCGAUAUGCUAGUCGUGUGAAGUAUAUUAAGAACACUGUGCGGAUUAAUGUUGGGACUAAGAAAGGUCUCAUCGAAGGAUUUGAGGCGGAGAUUGAGAAGUUGAAACAGCAAGUGGAGUAUAUUUCACUGCAUGAGGAGAAGGUCGCUGCAAGGAUUGAGAAUAAACGCAAAAAGGAGAGUAUACUAGAAGAAGAGAACCGGAAACAGGCUGCUGAGAUUGAACAAACAGAAAAAGAAAAGAAUGAUAUCCUCAACAAAAUAACACUAAUCCAAAAGAAGAUCCUCGUCGGCGGUGAGAAUCUCUUCGAAAAAGCAAAACAACAAGAAUUCCUGCUUGAAAUGUCCCGUGGUGAACUCGAAGCAAUGGACGAAUACAGCAAACAACUCGAAGAAGAAAUCGUUAAAAAGGGCCAGGAACGUAUUAAUGUCGAAGAACAAUAUUCAUCACUCCAAGAAGAAAACACCGGAAUAACUAAAACCAUCAAAAAAGUACAGACACAACUAAACGAAGUCAAAGAAGAGCAUGCUGACAAGGAACACGAGUACCAACGAGAAAUGGAGGUUCUCUUGGACAACUAUCGACUGCUAAUCAGAGAGCUACAACUCGCCAAUGUGAUGAUUGAUAAUUACAUUCCAAAAGAAUAUUUGAAAACCAUCGAGAGUAAAAUCUUGUGGAACACCGACACGACGGAGUUUCAAGUAAAAGGUGUUGCCUACACCGGAAACAACAUGCGCAAACACAUGAGCAUGGCCGUUGAUAAACCGGUAGCCGUCCAGCGGCCAUUAAAGAACGUCUAUCACAGCUACAAUGCCGGUAAGAAGGUCGAGCGUCGUAUUCGUACGUCCAGUGUUCCGCGUCCUAGCAACAUGAGGCGCUCUGCUAGUAAAUCCGCAUGCAACUAAACAUCAAAAACCAAGUAAGUAAAGUAUACUAUUAUAAUCCUAACCUCUCACUAUUUAAAAAGAUAAGAUUGUGUUGAUGUCACAUUAAAACUAUAUAAAAAAUAUUAAAAAUUAAAAAAAGUAGAA